Molecule: messenger RNA, 179 nt
Organism: Cetraspora pellucida
Lineage: Eukaryota; Fungi; Glomeromycota; Glomeromycetes; Diversisporales; Gigasporaceae
Source: the annotation of a GenBank genome assembly
GUGAUGUCUUGUGUAUCGAGGAUCCUCUAUUCGGCGAAAGUGUUGAUAAAGAACUCGACGUCCUCGCGGACUUUGGUGUACGGUUGACUUUUGACUGCGUCGGUGAGGAGAUUGACUUUGAACAAGCAACCAGGCCAGUAUUAAAAUUGAAUUUUGCUUUUGAAGAAAAUUCGGAUUGA